Molecule: messenger RNA, 303 nt
Organism: Pocillopora meandrina
Lineage: Eukaryota; Metazoa; Cnidaria; Anthozoa; Scleractinia; Pocilloporidae
Source: the annotation of a GenBank genome assembly
AUGCAAGACAGAACGAAGGAGCACGAUCGAGACAUCCGACUCGCCCGUACCGAGACCUCCGCCGUUUCAGAACAUGCCCACAACACCGGACACAAGCCACUCUGGAACGAAGUAAAGCUUAUUGAUCGUGACUCUUAUUACUACACGCGCAGGGUCAAAGAGGCAAUUUAUAUAAGACUUCACCCUAACAACUUCAACAGGGAUUGUGGAAUAGAAAUUCCAGAAGCGUGGAUGCCCACGAUCAAAGAACACAACAACAGGAGAGCUGUGCGACAGCCUACCGCCGAGGGAGCAAAUCACCGA